GUUCUUUAUGUGUAUUUCCCUCUUACCCCCUAUCAUCUCUCUCUACCUCUCCAUUCUCCCUCUUUCUCUUCGAGGAUAAGCAAAGAGGGAUUUUACCCUAGAAGCAAUAAGGAUGUACAGCUUUAUGGGCGGCGGCCUGUUCUGUGCCAUUUUGGGGAACAUCCUAAUAGUGGUCUCCACAGCGACAGACUGUUGGAUGCAGUAUCGUCUCUCAGGCAGCUAUGCCCACCAGGGCCUGUGGAGGUACUGCAUGGCCAACAAGUGCUACAUGCAGACCGCAAGUAUAGGUGCCUCAAAGUUGUUCCCCUGGUCUCAUAAGAUGACAUCUGAGAUUACACGAGCUGUGCUUUGGUUCAUUCAAGCAUACUGGAAUGCCACCCGGGCAUUCAUGAUCCUGUCGGGAAUAGCAUGCUUUGCUGGCGUCAUGGCAGGCAUUCUGUCAUUUGCCCAUUUUUCUGCCUUUGAGAGGUUCAGUCGCUCCUUUGCUGCAAGCAUCUUGUUUUUCAUCUCCACUAUGUUUGCACUGCUCGCUAUGGCAAUCUACACUGGUGUAACCCUAAGCUUCCUGGGCAAGCGCUUUGGAGACUGGAGCUUUUCCUGGUCCUACAUACUGGGCUGGGUGGCCAUGCUAAUGACAUUCUUUGCAGGGAUAUUCUACAUGUGUGCCCACAGAACGUAUGAAUCAAGGAGAGUGGUUGGAAGUCGCUGAAGAAGAAAAGCGAGGCGACAUUUCAUAGCUCCACAAACAUCAGGACCUUUACAUUAUAAAAAUAUAAGACAAUGUUUACAAUACAGUUUAGUGCAUUAACAUACUGCAGGAAUAUAGUGAAAGAUCACCACUUCAAUGAUCUGAAAGUAGCAUUAGAAAAC
Triplophysa rosa is the source of this 870-nucleotide messenger RNA. RefSeq names its product lens intrinsic membrane protein 2.4 (gene lim2.4). The transcript is spliced from 6 exons. Gene Ontology annotation, molecular function: structural constituent of eye lens. Gene Ontology annotation, cellular component: plasma membrane. The record is from RefSeq and is a predicted model, not a curated record. NCBI's taxonomy places the organism in Eukaryota, Metazoa, Chordata, Actinopteri, Cypriniformes, Nemacheilidae. Bases 113 to 709 code for a protein of 198 amino acids.